Histoplasma capsulatum G186AR is the source of this 234-nucleotide messenger RNA. RefSeq lists its product as uncharacterized. The coding region runs from base 1 to 234 and encodes 77 amino acids. The record is from RefSeq and is a predicted model, not a curated record. NCBI's taxonomy places the organism in Eukaryota, Fungi, Ascomycota, Eurotiomycetes, Onygenales, Ajellomycetaceae. The transcript has a single exon.
AUGACUUGGACCCCCUAUCCUGCGGCGACAAAGCAAGGGAGGGCGCCUGCAUCAUUGCAAAUGGUUAUGGGUUGGGUGUUUCUCCUGCCCAAGCCCAAAAUCAAGCACAAGCACAAUCACAAGCACGAGCCUCUAAUAUCGCCGGAUCACACACCCGUUCCGCUCUGUCGGGUACCUGAAGCCGGAGCGUCGGUCCCCAAAAGUGUGCAACCAUGGGUACGCGCCAAAGGCUAA